AGAAAAUCAGACAGUUUCGGCCGUGCGCUGAAAGUGAAGCAACAUUUGACGUUUCGAUCUUGUUUAAAUUUGUUUGGAUUCCUCCUUCAUUGUUCAUUUGGCUGUUUUGAUUGUAGGCGCGCGAACAUACGCUGUGGUUAAGAGUGAAAUUAUUUAUCAGCUGUAGUUUUGUGUUGAAACCUCUACUUGCUAAUUGAAAGCGCACACACAACCACAAGUAUUGGAUUUGCAUUCAAGGCGAUUGUUGCGACAAAAUACAAACACUGAUUAACACCUGUCAACCAUCUACAAAUUGCGACAAGUGAAAAUGCGGUUUACAAAGUGCGGCUUGACGCCUACUAUCUUGCUGUUGCUCAUUGCCAGCACGCAAGCUGGGCUUGUGCACAGACAGAAUCGUAAUGCAAAUUUAAUUGUAGCGCCCGCUGGAGAGAAUUUGAUACCAGUGCAGAUUAUACAAGAUGGUCAGCAGUUGGAAAACGAGCAGAUUAAGACACAACCAGAACCACAACAGACUAUCGAAACCGUACAACUGAAAACCACUGUAGAAAAUGCAGCUCCAGUGUACGAAGCCGUUGCUGAGAAAAUUGCAGAACCCAUUGAAACUGCGGAUAGUUUGCAAACCGCCAAUGCUUUGCUUGAAAGCGAACGACAGCAGGAUGAGCAAAUCAUUGAACAGGAGAUCAAAGAGGCGAUAUUGGAUGAGAAUCGUGAGCUCUUACAAGCUGCAGCAAUUGCUGAGAAGACAACACAGAUACAGGAAGCUGAGCAACCACAACAACUACUGAAACAAGCGCAGGAAAUCAAUACCGAAUUGAAGAAUGGUGUACCCGCUGAAGCCUACGAAGCAGCUGCCGCCUACUUUAAUGCACCUGAGACUCCUGCGGCGGAACUGAACACAGCGGAAGAAGUGAAAAGCAACAACCUGUUGAAGUCCGAAUCGUUAGUGAUCGACAGUUUGCCAGCUGAGUCGCAGAAUGCCGUUGCUGUAGAACAGCUUGUUUCCAAUGAACCGAUUGCCGUAGUUGCUGUCAUCGCUGAUGAGCCUGCGUCUGUUCCUGUCGAGCAGUUACGUCAAGUAGCAGCUGUUGCCGCCGCCACACAGGCUACGCCUACCCAGACCACCACCCAACAGAACUUUGUACAACAAUUAAUACAAAAUUCGCCACUUGGCCAAUUCUUCGGACAAUUGUCUGGCCAACAACAGCAACAGCAAUUGGCCUCGCCAGGAAUACAAGUAGCCGCCGAUCAGCCUGCUACGCCCGCACCAACACUGCCUGGCUUCCUGAAUCCUCAGAACGCUAUAACUCAGGUCCAGAAUGCUGCGCAGAGCGUUGCAAAUGCCACCGCACAAGCUUUCCAGGGCGUUCAACAGUUCGCAAAUAAUUUGGGUACUCAAUUUCAAAAUACACUAUCGAGCUUGAGUGGACAACAACAACAAGUUCAGCUAAGCACCGCCGAUUCAACCACAGCACGUCCUCCUGGUCCCAUACAGUCGCUAAUCAACAAUUUUGUAGGGGGCAACCCACCAGCUGGUGCAGCCGCAGCCGCCGGUGCUACUCCCAACCCCGCUCAACAAGGACCUUUCCAAGGUAUUAUCAGCUUUUUGCAAGGCGGCAAUCGACCACAAGCCGUUGCUACAAGUGGCACAGUGGCGGCUGUUGUACCCGCUCCAGCUGGCUCUAUUAUACCCGCAGAAGCUGGACAGGUCGACAACAAAGUGGAUGAGCUGAAAAAGGAUGAGUUGACGAAUGCAGUGGCAGAGCCAGACCAACAGCCAGGAGAGGAAGCUGGCGAGAUUGAUCAGACCGCUAAUGAAGUGCGCAACAGCGCCGAAGUUGGACUCGAUUCGCUGGAGGAUAAUAAUACCGAUCAAUUGAUAAUUGUCGAAGACGACGGUAGCCAGCAGGGACGGAAGAAUGAAGAGAAGGUCGACAAUGUGGCCUAAAUUGAAGUAUUGCGCUUAUUAUUAGGUACUAUAAGCCCUUAAAGUCAAUAGUUUCCACAUUGUCAUUCCAUAAUCGCUAGUGUAGCAGUGGCCAAGUUUUAUUUACUCAGUCACUAAAAGUGCGUGAUUCAAAAUUAAUCAUUUUUAAAACAUUUUUCAUAAAAUCUCUUCUUAAUUUAAACACUUAGUUUUAUGCGCGAUAUCAUUAUAAGCUCAUUAAAUUCUAUUUAUUUCAUUCAUGACUGUAAUUUUAAUUGAAACAAAACAUAAUAUAUAUUGAAAUAAAAUAAAUUAAAUAUAUUUUAAAAUA
Zeugodacus cucurbitae (melon fly) is the source of this 2255-nucleotide messenger RNA. RefSeq names its product 20-hydroxyecdysone protein (gene ImpE2). The record is from RefSeq and is a predicted model, not a curated record. The transcript has a single exon. NCBI's taxonomy places the organism in Eukaryota, Metazoa, Arthropoda, Insecta, Diptera, Tephritidae. Bases 308 to 1945 code for a protein of 545 amino acids.